Molecule: messenger RNA, 1324 nt
Organism: Cherax quadricarinatus
Lineage: Eukaryota; Metazoa; Arthropoda; Malacostraca; Decapoda; Parastacidae
Source: RefSeq, a predicted model, not a curated record
AUGGUGACUAAACAGGCAAUUGCAACAGGUGACCAAACAUGGACUCAACAUAAUUGCAACAUGGUGACGGCAAAUGUAUUGCAACAUGGUGACUGCAACAUGAUUUUCGUGCAAGAUCGUGUUAAAUAUGCAGGUCAGCCUAUAGGCCUAGUGGUGGCCAAGGAUCGUGACACUGCUUAUCAUGCCGCUAAACUUGUCAUAGUCGAGUAUGAGGAUGUGAAGAAACCAAUAUUGACCAUUAAAGAUGCUCUCAAGGCUGAAGCAUUGAAGACAGCUGCCCACACACUGACAGGAGAGCUGUCUCAAGGUUCUCAGUACCACUUCAACAUGGAGCCUCACUCUCCCCGGGUAGUGCCUACUGAGGACGGGUAUGAUGUCUACAGCACCACUCAGUGGCCAACUGAAACACAGGCCCCACUACUGCCCCAGGUCCUAGGAAUAGCAACCAAUAGGUAUGGAACUCUGAUUGCAUCAAUGUGUCUGUACGGCGUAUGGGGGUGGCUAUGGUUCCAAGAUCAGCAGACAACAUAUUGUAUCAACAGCAGCACAGUGGCAGCCAGGAAGGUGAAGCAGCCAGUACGUGUAGUGACUGACCUCACUACUAACAUGACCCACGCUGGCUGGCGUGAACCCUUCCUCUCAAAGUACGAGGUCACGUUGAGGCCCGUGGCGACCAUUGAGAACAUAAUGGAACACAUUGCCAGCUACCUCAAGGUGGACAAGAUGCAGGUACGACUGAACAACAUGGUCGCUCCCGGCGUACCUCGCAUGUUUGUUCCGCCGCACCAGAAGAAUGUUGUUAAGGAUGAAAUUCUUCCACUGCUGACGACUCAGGCGUCCAUUGUUCAGCGACAACGAGAAGUGGACGACUUCAACAAGAACAACAAAUGGAAGAAGCGAGGACUUUCCAUCCUGCCAAUGUGGUACGGCUUCGACUACCCUUCAAUGUUCCGCUACGGUAUCCAGGUUACCAUAUAUGAGCACGAUGGUACCGUGGCCAUCUCUCACGGUGGUAUAGAGAUGGGACAAGGUAUCAAUACUAAGGUGGCACAGGUGGCAGCCUAUGUGCUUGGCAUACCUCUGGAAAACAUCGUGGUCAAGGCUUCCGACACCAUGGUGGGUGCCAACUCCAUGGUCACUGGCGGCUCCUUUGGCACUGACCUCUGUGCUCAUGGAGUGAGGGUCGCCUGUACAUCACUGCGUCAACGACUGGACGUAGUGAAGGAGAAGAUGAAGAAGGAAACAGGGAAAGACCCAACAUGGUUACAGUUAGUGAAGAAGUGUCAUGCUGAAGAUGUGGACUUGUCUCAACGUUACUGGUGAG